AUGGCAAACACAUAUGACAAGAUUAAAGACUUUAUUGGGAUGCUCAAUUUGCAUGUAAGAGGCAAGAAAAUGAAAGCCUUAGAAAGCCUGGACGAGUUUUUAUUUUCCCAAAAUCCUCCGAAACUGACUAUGAGAGAUGUCACACUACUAUUCAUGGGCUAUGAAAACAAAAAAGGCCUUUUACUCGCAAUUGGGAUGGAAAAUCAUCUACGAAAAACCUUAAAAUCAAGCGCCCACUAUGCAUUGCAGCUUAUAGCCCGGCUUUUAGAAACAUCUCCAAGCAAAUCUGACUGUAUACAAGUUUUAGGACUUACAGAUAGAAUGAUUCUUCAACAAAUGAAAUUUGAUAAGCAUUUUAAGCACGCAGAAAGCACAAAAAAUAAAGGAAUUUAUGUAGUCUGCAAAAGUUUGAAAAAAAUAAAACCAUCAGUUCCAGUCGAUGUCUAUAUUACAAGCAAAACUUAUAGAGACAAAUUUUUGAGCUGGCUUACACAAAAUAAAGAUGAGGAAAAUAAAAUUGAGGACGAGCCUUCAAGGUGAAGCCAAGUCCCUAAAGAAAAAAUUGACGACAAGCCUGAUCCUUUAGGAAUUAAAAGUAAUAUUUCGAUUCCUAACCAAGGGACAAUGUCCUUGGAUUUAGUUGAUAUAAAAUCGCCAUUAUUUAAACCUGCAGUAUUUUUGUCAAAAGUCCAUGGAAAUACGACUAUUCCAGAACUGAGAAGGGGGCUGGAAAAUUUGAAAAAAGGGUUUAAUGAUAGACAGGCUCAAUUUUCAGCAAUGAUAGGUGAGCAUUCUAAGGUAUAUGGAGAAUGCAGAAGCUUGCUAGACGAAAUGAGGGAUAAGCUUGUAAAGGUGCAGCUUUCGUCUGGGUCUGCAAUGAACGCCCAUGAAGCUUUACAAUUAGCUGAAAAAUCAGAAAAUUAUGCACUAACACCGCUGUUGAAACAAAAGGCAGAGAUGGAGAGGGUGAAAAAACUGAUUUAUUUGAGUAAUAAAUUUAGCUACUUAUUUAAGCUACCAUCAAUGCUGCAAACUCAUCAAGCCCAUUCAGAUAUUGAUACUAUUGUAGAAUUAUAUCAAAAACACAUAUACAAUUUACCCCAAUAAAGAGAAAUAUUAUAAGGCUAAUUAAUUAAAAUUUUAUUCAGAGUUUUUUAGUAUAUCAAUAAUUAAAUCAAAUUCCCAUUUACCAGUAUUCUCUAACGUCGUAAAAAACGUUGAUGCGAUUAUAGGAAAUGUAAAAGAAACAAUACUCCAAAACAUUAAAAGGGAAAGAAAUUUAAAUUUUGAUAUGAUAUGAAAAGCUGCCCAUCAGUUAAGCGUGCUUAAUCCUGAUUCUGAUGGAAUCCAAACAAUUUUGGAAAAUUUGUAUCAGUUUAUUAAAAAUUUUAUUGAAGAUAUGUGGGGAAAAAUUGAUAAACAAGGCGAACUACCGUGGCUUAUGAAAGAUGAAAAAGAAAAAAAUGAUUUUGAUAUAGAAAGACAGGCAACUGAGCAGCUGAUUGAAAGGAUUUUGGAAAGAUGUGGGCUUUAUAUUGGGAUUUAUACACAAUUAAUAGAAGAAACUAAAGCAAAUUCUUCAAAAUACCAAAGGGCUAUGAAGAAAUUGCAAAGAAUAGGAGUUUUGCUAGCAAAAAGGCUGAGGGAUAGCUUAUUUGAUGAAAAUUCAGAAAAACCUUUAAAAGCAGUUGACAUUGACGCGUUAUCAACAAAAAUGAAACAACUAUGCCAAUUAAUAAAAACUAAUGAAUUCCAAGAAUUUGGCAUAGAAUACACUUGUAAAGUCAUAAAAUGCCGGAUGAUUGAUCUAAAAAAUGAAGUCUCUGACUUAUGAAAAGAAGAACUCUGAAGCAAAGAUUUUGAAAAUAAAUACGGAACCUGCUUGCCCAGCAUUUUUCACUGCAUGGCAAUCCAGCAGAUAAUGAAAUUAAAAAAUCAUUUACCAUCAAUUCAUGAAAAAUUUAUUUUAGAAAUUUUAGAAGGAUUGAGCGAAGCCACAAUAGCUUUAGUUCAAUCAAUGCAAAAAACCUUAAAUACAGACAUAGCCCAACAAGUAAGAAUCACCAAUUCCCAGAAAACGCUACUUACACUAUCUAACACAUUUUUUAUCCAAGAAUUUGUCCUUCCAAACAUCUCUCAAAAUAUCCUCGAAAUUUUUAAUAUACAAUUCUCUGAUGAAGCCCAAAUAAUUAUAAACAAAACCAUAGAAAAAAUAUCAGAAUUCCGAGAAGCAUUAAAAAAAUAUUUUAUUCAAAAAAAAUCAGAUAAAUUUGAAAAAAUAAUUGAAGCUGGGAUAAAUUAUUGUGAUGAAAAUAUUGGGCUUGAUGCCUGCAUUUUCUAUAAACAUAUGUUGGCUGACCAAAAAAUCGCGACAGAAAUUCGUCCUUAUGUUUUCAAUUUAAUUGGAAAAUUAGUCAGGUCUAUUGAAGAAUUAAAAAGAAAAUGCCCUGAUUUAAGGAAAGAAUUAGAACAAAGCUUCGCUGAAGAAAUCGCUCACUUGUGGAGACGAAGCAUUCAGGUCCAUCAUAAACAGUUCGAUAUUAAAGAAACCAUCCAAAUCUGAAUUGAGCUGGAAUUUUACCAAGGAAUUUUGCCGAAAAUUGAAAUAAAAAAUCUUGAAAAAUGUUUUUAUUAUUUAAAAAAAAUUUAUUCAAAGCUGAAAGGGCUAACUCCCCCCCCUCCGUGAGUGAACAAAACCAUUAGAAAAAUCGCUAUUUUUUGCCUAAAAGCCCACCCUCGGUGAGUGAACAAAAAUUUUUUUAAUAGAAAAACUUUUUAUAGAAAAAAAAUUGAUAUAUAAUAAUUAGUAUAAUGAAAUCAAGAGCUAAUUCUAUUAAUUUUAAACAAAUUGCUUUUUAAAAUAUAAAUUUUAUAAAUUAAAUUAAUAUUUGUUUUCCAAUUUUUGCAAAUUAGGAUUUUUUUAAAUUUUUAAAAAACAUAUUUUCUAUAAAAUUUAAAUAUAAAUUUUUUUAAAAAAAAAAAUUAAACCCCCCUCCGUGAGUGAACAAAAUUUUUUUGUUCACUCACGGAGGGGGGGGGAGUAAGUAAAUUAGUAAAUACAGAAGAGAUAUUUAUUGGUAAAUUGAAAGACGCAAAAGAUGAAUUAAUUAUGGGCUCGAAGUACAAAAUUAGGUUGAUGAAAGAGUGCUUAGACAUUAAUUAA
Molecule: messenger RNA, 3163 nt
Organism: Blepharisma stoltei
Lineage: Eukaryota; Ciliophora; Heterotrichea; Heterotrichida; Blepharismidae
Source: the annotation of a GenBank genome assembly